AUGGCUGAUAAACCAACCAAGCACAAAAUCAAGAGCAAAAAGCAUAAACACCAGCAUCCAGACGACCCGGCGUCGGCAAAAUCCACCGCCGAUCUCUCCUUCAAGCCCUCCUCCGAUGUCAAGCCGCGCAGCGGCUAUGGUGAUUUUCGUGUUCGAAUUGGAGGGGCUGAGGGCGGCCGCGAAACGGCUGUAGCCGGCGGAGAUGCCGCUAGGAGAGGUGAACUGGAGGCUGAUUCGGGGGAUGGCGAGUUGCGAGAUGGCACAGUUCAAGUUACGGAAGAGAUGGUGCGGAUAGUAGUGUACGCGGUGAGGAGGUGCGGCGGAUCAGAUCUGAGGGAGAUUCUGCAGGCAAAUCGUCCAGCAGCAAUAUUUCCAUGA
Striga asiatica is the source of this 378-nucleotide messenger RNA. The record is from the annotation of a GenBank genome assembly. Lineage: Eukaryota; Viridiplantae; Streptophyta; Magnoliopsida; Lamiales; Orobanchaceae.